Messenger RNA from Chiroxiphia lanceolata (lance-tailed manakin), 4468 nucleotides. RefSeq names its product archain 1 (gene ARCN1). Gene Ontology annotation, cellular component: COPI vesicle coat; cytosol. Gene Ontology annotation, biological process: retrograde vesicle-mediated transport, Golgi to endoplasmic reticulum; endoplasmic reticulum to Golgi vesicle-mediated transport; Golgi localization. The record is from RefSeq and is a predicted model, not a curated record. Lineage: Eukaryota; Metazoa; Chordata; Aves; Passeriformes; Pipridae.
CAGCUGCGCCGGGCCCGCCCCCGCGCCGCAUGCACGGCCCUGCGUGCGGGGGCCCAGCGCAGAGCCGCACUGCAGACCGGGCUGGACAGCAGCAGCGAUGCCGCAGGUAAGGUGCAGCCGGGCCACAACCUCCGGCCCUGCUGUGUGUUGGAACACCGCGGGCCCCGCGCGGGGACGGCCGCAUAUCCCUGCUCCAGCUGCCUCUCUCCUAGCGCUGAGCACGGCUGAUAUGCCAUGGGGUGUCCAAGGGGCUGGCCGGGGUCUGCCCUUGUCCCCCUCCUGCUGCUCGGCCUCCCGGCGCUCUCCUCUGCAGGUGAGGCUGUAGUGGGGUCCGUUGCACUGCUCCGGCAGCAGGACCCCCCCGCUGCAGCUCUGACGUGCCGCGGCUCUCCGGCAGGGCUGGGGGAACUGGGCCCCACCAUCGACGGGCAGCCGUGGACAGUGUGCACGCUGCAGGAGGGGGAGAGCCGUGCCUUCACCUGCCGGGUCCCCCAGCCAGUGCCCGGUGCCACACUGGCCUGGUACCUCAACGGCCAGAGGCAGGAAGCCAACCUCUCAGCUGCAGGCACUGCCAGCACCGUCACCCUCACUGCCCGGCGCUCUGACCACCAACUCAACUGCUCCCUGACCGACCCAGCCUCAGGGAGACACAAUGCCUCUGUCCUCCUCAAUGUGCAGUAUAAGCCAGAGAUCCUGAGGGCAGGUGCCCACUACCAGGAGGUCGAGGGUUCUGGCCUCCUCCUGGUGCUCUUUGUGCUGGUGCAAGCCAACCCACCUGCCAGCAUCACCUGGGUGGACCAGGAUGGGCACAUGAUGGCCAAUGCCUCCGAGUUCCUCCUCCUGGGUGCCACACACUACCCAGGGCUGGCCAACCACUCGCUCCGCAUCCAUCUCAGCAGCGUGGCUGGGAACUUCUCUGUCAGUGCUGCCAACAGCGUGGGCAUCACCACCACCUCACUCCUACCCACAGGUCUGCUGGAUGCCCAUGUGGAGCUGCCCCUCCUGGGUGUUGCCGUCGGAGCAGCACUGGCCCUGGCCACCCUACUCAGCCUGGGCUCCUGUGCUGCCUGCCUGGCGUGCCGCUCACCCAAGCUGGUGCCAGGCCCAGGGCAAGCAGAAGGGAGCAGCCUGCCCAGCCGGUGCUCCCGUUGCAGUGGCUCUGAGCACCCACAGCCCCAGGGCACACGCCUGCCCCGCCAGACCCGGUCCCUGCCGCCUGACCUGCACCUCAGUGACCUCGCACAGGAGGAUGGAGCUUCCCCCAAGGAUGUGGGAGCUGGUGCCAGGGGAGAAGACAGUGCCGUGCCAGGGCUGGAGAAUCACCUUGUCCUCAACAAGCUUGCUCCCAAUGUCUGGGCGCAUCUACAAAGUGCCCAGUGUAAGCAGCGACGAGAUCUGGCUGUGAAUCGCGGUGCCCAUGAGCCAGGUGCCCAGCCCCAGGUGCUGUUGGCAGCUGCCGUAUGCACAAAGGCGGGGAAGGCCAUCGUGUCCCGGCAGUUCGUGGAGAUGACCCGCACCCGCAUCGAGGGGCUGCUGGCGGCGUUCCCAAAGCUGAUGAACACGGGGAAGCAGCACACGUUCGUGGAGACGGAGAGCGUGCGGUACGUCUACCAGCCCAUGGAGAAGCUCUACAUGGUGCUGAUCACGACCAAGAACAGCAACAUCCUGGAAGACCUGGAAACACUCCGGCUGUUCUCUAGAGUGAUCCCUGAAUACUGUCGAGCCCUGGAGGAGAAUGAGAUCUCUGAACACUGCUUUGACCUGAUCUUUGCAUUUGAUGAAAUCGUCGCCCUGGGCUACCGCGAGAACGUAAAUCUGGCGCAAAUUCGGACCUUCACUGAGAUGGACUCGCAUGAGGAAAAGGUGUUCCGGGCAGUGCGAGAGACGCAGGAACGCGAAGCAAAAGCUGAGAUGCGCCGUAAAGCAAAGGAGCUGCAGCAGGCCAGGAGGGAUGCAGAGAGACACGGCAAGAAGGCACCCGGUUUGGGGGGCUUCGGCAGCUCAGCCGUGUCUGGGGGCACGACGGCAGCAAUGAUCACAGAGACCAUCAUUGAGACCGAGAAGCCCAAAGUGGCACCAGCACCAGCCAGACCUUCAGGUCCCAGUAAAGCCUUGAAGCUCGGCGCUAAGGGGAAGGAGGUGGACAACUUUGUGGACAAGCUGAAAUCAGAAGGAGAAAAUAUCAUGACUUCUGUAGGCAAGCGCUCUGCGGAAGCAGCCAAGUUCGCUCCUCCUGUUAACAUGGAGAGUGUGCACAUGAAAGAGGAGAAAAUCUCCUUGACUUGUGGCCGCGAUGGAGGGUUGCAGAACAUGGAGCUGCAUGGCAUGAUCAUGCUACACAUCUCCGAUGAAAAGUUUGCACGGAUUCGCCUGCCUGUAGAAAACGAAGACAAGAGGGGAGUGCAGCUGCAGACUCACCCAAAUGUGGACAAGAAGCUCUUCACUACAGAGUCACAGAUUGGUUUGAAGAACCCAGAGAAGUUUCCUAUUAACAGCGAUGUGGGUGUGCUGAAGUGGAGGUUGCAGACCACGGAAGAGUCUUUCAUUCCAUUGACGAUUAACUGCUGGCCCUCAGAGAGCGGAAACAGUUGUGAUGUCAACAUUGAAUAUGAGUUGCAAGAGGAGAGCCUAGAGCUGAACGAUGUGAUCAUCACCAUCCCCUUGCCGUCUGGUGUCGGCACCCCAGUGAUUGGGGAGAUUGAUGGCGAGUAUCGCCACGACGCCGGAGAAAACCUCCUCGAGUGGUGCCUGCCAGUGAUAGAUGAAAACAAGAGUGGCAGCCUGGAGUUCAGCAUAGCAGGGCAGCCAAACGACUUCUUCCCGGUGCAAGUCGCCUUCGUUUAAAAGAACUAUUGCAACAUACAGGUUACCAAAGUGACCCAGGUAGACGGGAACAGCCCUGUAAGGUUUUCCACUGAAACCACCUUCCUGGUGGACAAGUACGAAAUCCUGUAAUGCUAGACGUGAGGAAGUGCAAAGGAAGAAAUUUUUUAAAUUAAAACAAAAAAAAGAGACCGACGUUUAUUCUGAAUGUUGGGAACGCCGCAGCCCCCUCUGCUAGGACAUGUGGCUCCGUCUGCCAUCUGCAGCGUUCCUGGGUCACAGACAUUUUUGGAAGAGAAUUGACGUGGUCGUGGGGGGAAAGGCCACAAAUUCUUUGGCAGAUUUUUACCGGCCGGCAGAAAAGCAAGAUCUCCGCAGAGAGCCUGACUUUGAUGUGUUCCCUCCUCCCUGGCGACGCCCGGAGCUCAGCCCCAGAGCCGACCAGACAUCGUUCCCUACCCUCCCAAAGCGUCACAUGCUGUUCCGUUGUUGGUGCUUACAUUUUGGUUUCUCCUCGUCCUCCAGCUCUCGUUUCCAUUGAGGAAAGCAGGCACUGAGAGAACGUGUGUGGGGCCGCCUGCUGCUCCGGACCCUUCCAUCUGGUGGAAGCUGAGCAAGUUGCCCUUGGCCUCAGAGGUGGGGGGAUCGUAGCAGGGGCACAGGGUGGGUAAGAGGGACCAGGGGCUUUGGUCCUUUGCCCCACAAGGUUACUGCCAUUCCUUGAGCCCUGCUGUGCUGCGAUGGCUCAGCUCCAGGUGCUCUGGCUCCUGCUGCAGGGGGAGAGCUUCCAUAGGGGACUGUGUCCUCGCUGUUUGCCACAGCUGCUCUUGGGCCAGGCUUUGGAGGAGGUUUAGUUAGGUUAGAACCAGCUGCGUGUCCUUUGCAAGGCCCUUUUGGUAUCUGGGAGGCAGAAGGCUUUUCCUGCCUGGGUGAAAGGAGCUGAACCCGGGUAACUCUGCCUGCUGGUCAGAACAUGUCCCAAACCAGUGUUUGUUCAGUGCUGGCAGGUGGGGGAGAAGGAAACGCUGUUUUCCAGGAAACAUGGGGGCUGAUCUGAGCUGUUCCUCUCCCCACUGCCUCACCAGCAUUAUUUGCCUCAUCUCACAGACCUGUGCUCCCCUCACAACUCAUCUCACCUGUGUGGCUGGGGCCUGUCACAAGUGUCACCUGCCCCCGGGCACACCUCACCUCUGGCCGGAGGGCCUGAGUGUGUGUGUGGAAGGCAAAGGCCCUAGAAGUGCAUGUACUGUGUGCUCUGUGAGAGACAGCCAGCCUGUCACGGGCCCCUGGGGUCCUCUGCCAAAGAAGUCCGUGGUCUCUCCUCUGCUGGCAGCACCUGAGAGAGAAAUCAACCCUGGUCCUGUCCUGGGAGGGCAAACCCUCCUCCCUAGCAAAGUAGGCAAUGAAUCCCAGUAACCUGGUCCUGUUCAGAGCUGCUUGUCUGUAUGAUUUUAAAAUGGAGUCGAGGCUAGUUCAAGCAUCCAAGGAGCUUUUUUUUUUUCUUACAUUCGUUGGAGGGUGAUAUUUAAACCAAGCUGAGAUCUCCCCUUUUUGUAACCCCAUAUGAUCCUGGCCUAGGGAAUAGAGCACAUUCCAGUGUACACAGAGAAUACUGAGUCUAAUCAAAUAAAGUACUGUCAAAGGA